Molecule: messenger RNA, 869 nt
Organism: Carya illinoinensis
Lineage: Eukaryota; Viridiplantae; Streptophyta; Magnoliopsida; Fagales; Juglandaceae
Exons: 2
Coding region: 1-738 (245 amino acids)
Source: RefSeq, a predicted model, not a curated record
AUGCAAUCGAGGGUAGCGGCCAAAAUGCAACGAUGGGUUCUCUCUCUAGCCCAUAACCAAGCUCUCCGCAUAGGACUUUCAUCCCCCCGAUCGGCCGGUCGCACCGCUGACCCUGAUAUUCAUUCCGGAGAAGUCGAAGCUGGACCUGACGUAUAUUACAGAAAAAACGAAGGUCAAGGAAGUGUGGUGGAUAGUGAUGAUGCGGCCAAGCAAGAAUUAGAACACAAAGCCCAUAAAGAAACCGGGCCAUUGAAGCCUCCAAGAACACCUUUUGCUUCUUCUCCGAAGCUGGAAAGCACGGAGGUUUCGCCUCAACCCCUGGACCCCGUUGUUCAGCAAAAGCGUAGCCAUGCAACUGCAAGCGUAGAAGAUGCCAGUUGCGAAGGAUUUAACGGCACGCCAUGGCCAAAAGACAAGGAAAAAGAGCAUAGAGACAGGAACGAACAGGUGGAGGAUGACAGAGAAUACUUCAAGCAUCACAAGGCUUCGCCGUUGUCGGAGAUCAAUGUAGUCGAUACGAGGAAGCCAUUGACGAGAGCAACUGAUGGGACAGCGGAUGCCGUCGAGGAUAACGAUCGUGGCGCAGACGGGAUUGCGUGGAGGCCUGAGCAGCUCGACACGGCGGAGGAGGCGCUUAGGAGGGCCGUCGAGAUAUUUAGGCAGAAUGCUAUGCGUGGUGAUCCGGAAACUUAUCCCCAUUCCAGGGUUCUUAGAGAGCUUCGUGGUGAAUGGUUUUGACAUGAAUUGCACCUCGUGUAUAUCCAAUCGACUUUUAUAUAUAUGCGUGUGUAAAUUGGUAGCUUGCUAGCUGAAAAAAGGAAGGAUUUUGCCAAUAUUAAUAAAAAUAGUCUGACUAAUAUUUAAAGAAA